UGGUGCAGCAGCUGUUUCAGGCUGCUGAUUAUUCACAGCACAGCAGUGAUUGUUCAUUCGUGUUCUCACACUUAACUUCAGGCAUCAUCGGUUCAUCAACCCUUUGAACUGCGCUUGUGUGAUUUAUCCAACAGUGAACGAUGCAGUGAAGGUACGCAUGGAGGGAGGAGUGAUGGACGAGUGUGAGGCAAGUAAAGAUGUCCUGCUGAGUGACACCAUGGACCAGUACAGGACUUUCCAGAUGUGUGAGCGCCUGCUGCACAGUCCGGCCAAACUAGCCAACCAGCUGCUGUUCCAGAUCCCACCUCAUCGGCAAAUCAUGCUCAUAGAGAGAUACUAUGCCUUUGAUGAUACAUUUGUUCGUGAGGUCCUGGGAAAGAAGCUCUCCAAGGGAACAAAGAAAGACUUGGACGACAUCAGCGCCAAGACAGGUGUGACACUAAAAAGCUGCAGACGACAGUUCGACAACUUCAAACGUGUUUUCAAAGUUGUCGAAGAGCUGAAGGGACCCCUGGUGGAGAACAUACGUCAGCAUUUUCUUCUGUCUGACAAACUUGCAAGGUAAUCAGCGACAGGC
This is a messenger RNA of Neolamprologus brichardi, 577 nucleotides long. Lineage: Eukaryota; Metazoa; Chordata; Actinopteri; Cichliformes; Cichlidae. The record is from RefSeq and is a predicted model, not a curated record.